Molecule: messenger RNA, 953 nt
Organism: Moneuplotes crassus
Lineage: Eukaryota; Ciliophora; Spirotrichea; Euplotida; Euplotidae
Source: the annotation of a GenBank genome assembly
GUAUGGACACGUUUUGAUAAAGACUCUAGAAUAGAUGGAAAUGAGUGAUAUGCAGACCCAAAAGGAAAGAAAAGAAAGACUCAUCUACCACUGGGAUCAUAAUAAUGAAGACGAUUCUGACCAAGAAGACUCAAAUUUAGUGGGUGGGCAAAAUAAAGAUGUAUUGUCAAAGGAACAACCUCCAAUAGUAAGAGUCAAGAUUUGUGGAUGCAUACCAGCUUGGUGGAGGACAGAAAACUAUCUCACUGAAUGGGAGCUUCAAUGAUAUGAGCUAUUUAAAAGCGAAAUCAAGCGUUAUAGCAAGUACGACAUGGAUCAUGAAGAGUCUCUCAAAAGGUUAUGGAAAGUAUCAUUUGGAGAUACUCAACCGCCAGAUAAACUUGUUGGCCCUAAAUGGAAAGAACUUGGAUUUCAAGGCGAAGAUCCAAGAAAUGAUUUCAGAGGAGGAGGCAUUAUAGGUACUAUUAGUAUUAACUGUCUAGGGCUAUAUUGAUUAACUUACUUUGUUGAAAACUUCAAGGAUGAUUUUGAAUCAAUUAAACCAAGCGAUGAUGGUCUAUUUUCUACAGCAUUAUUUUGCAUAAAUCUAAGCUAUGCUCUUCAAGUAUGAUUCUAUUUCCACAAUGAUGAUGAUAUCAUGAGAGACUACAGACCAUACAAGUGCAAUCCUAGAAGAUUUAAAAACUUUAUUAGAUUAUUUUCAUACGACAGCUCAUCUUCAAUCUCAAAUUCCAAGAUCAAUUUUUACCAAUUGCAUGGGCACUUGAUGAUCACCUUAGUUGUUCUAUGGAACUACUACCUCAAAAAAGGAUACAACCAGCUUGAGCUCUUCACAAAGUGUCUUGAUGAAACUAUCGAAAUCUGCCACCAAAUAUUCGAUGAAGAAAUCAGAGAUAUUGGAGUUAAAAAUCGUGACCUUAUCAAACAAUAUCUCUAGUUGAGAAAGCACCUUA